This is a messenger RNA of Notolabrus celidotus (New Zealand spotty), 9565 nucleotides long. It is a transcript of the gene plxna1b, whose product is annotated as plexin A1b. The record is from RefSeq and is a predicted model, not a curated record. Gene Ontology annotation, biological process: regulation of GTPase activity; regulation of cell shape; regulation of cell migration. Gene Ontology annotation, molecular function: protein binding; semaphorin receptor activity. Gene Ontology annotation, cellular component: semaphorin receptor complex. NCBI's taxonomy places the organism in Eukaryota, Metazoa, Chordata, Actinopteri, Labriformes, Labridae.
GGGAGCCGCCGUAGACAGAGCACCGACGCUCUGUGACCAGAGAGGAAUGUCCCCAAGUUUUGGAAUUUAAAACCAUGGCGAGGAUAUCGAGCCUCAGGAUCACCUGAACCUGGCUCCCACCUCGUGUCUCUACAGAUGAUAUUCCUGAUGAAGGCGUGCAACACUGAAAGAGGGACAGCGGAUCAAUAGGAGUAUUGUUUUCCCUCCCAUCAUCCCCCUUUUCCCUCAGUCUGUUCUUUAUUCCUUAAAAGAAGAAAAAGAGAAGAAAAUCCUGACUGUGGACUUGGUACCAGAGCUUGUGCUCCUUGUCCUCCUCCUCCUCUCUUUUUCCUUUCCCCACUCCCUAGGCCUUUCCUCCUGACAGCCCAGAAAUGUGUCCCCUAGCUCGGCCAGCGGCUUCCUCUGGCCAGGGGAACUUCUGUCUCCUCUUGGGGCUUUUGCUUGUCAUGAGCCUUAACUUCUCUGGAGGCCAACCCCCACCCUUCAAAAGAUUUGCCCCUAAUGAGUGGGGGCUUACACAUCUGGCCAUCCACAACAAAACUGGAGAAGUCUAUGUGGGAGCUGUCAACUGGAUUUUUAAGCUGUCUAGCAACCUGACCAAACUACGCAGCCACAUGACUGGCCCAGUGGUGGACAAUGAGAAGUGUUACCCUCCACCAAGUGUCCAGUCGUGCCCUCAUGACCUGGCCCAGACCCCCAAUGUGAACAAGCUUCUUCUCAUAGACUAUGCACAGAACCGCCUCAUUGCAUGUGGCAGCACUUCACAAGGGAUCUGCCAGUUCCUGCGUCUGGAUGACCUUUUCAAGCUUGGUGAGCCACACCACCGCAAGGAACACUACCUCUCCAGUGUGGCAGAGUCAGGGACCAUGUCAGGUGUUAUCAUAAGCUCCCCCCACAGUAACAAGCAAGCUUUUAUUGGAACACCAAUUGAUGGAAAAUCUGAAUACUUCCCCACCUUAUCCAGCCGUAAGCUGAUGGAGAAUGAGGAAAACGCUGACAUGUUUAGCUUUGUCUACCAGGAUGAGUUUGUCUCCUCUCAGCUGAAAAUCCCAUCAGACACGUUGUCUAAGUUCCCCGCUUUUGACAUCUAUUACGUUUACAGCUUCAGCAGUGAGCAGUUUGUAUAUUAUCUAACAAUGCAGCUGGAUACACAGUUGACCUCACCUGACGCCAGCGGAGAGCAGUUCUUCACUUCUAAGAUUGUCCGCCUCUGUGUUGACGACCCUAAGUUUUACUCUUACGUCGAGUUCCCCAUCGGCUGCACCAAAGACGGGGUAGAGUACCGCCUAGUGCAGGAUGCGUUCUUGGCUCGGCCAGGCCGGCAGCUGGCCAACUCUCUGGGGAUCUCUGAGAAUGAAGACAUCCUCUUCACAAUCUUCUCUCAGGGUCAGAAGAAUCGGGCCAAACCACCCAAAGAAUCAGCGCUGUGCCUGUUCACCCUGAGGAAGAUAAAAGAGAAGAUCAAAGAAAGAAUUCAGUCCUGCUACAAAGGAGAUGGGAAACUCUCCUUACCCUGGCUGCUUAACAAGGAGCUUGCCUGCAUCAACUCGCCGCUCCAGAUUGACGAUAAUUUCUGCGGCCAGGACUUUAACCAGCCUCUGGGAGGAACCAGCACCAUCGAGGGCAUCCCGCUCUUCAUCGACAAAGAUGAUGGUAUGACCUCGGUAGCUGCAUAUGACUACCGUGGCAACACUGUUGCUUUUGUGGGGACACGUAACGGAAAGCUUAAGAAGAUCUUGGUGAACUCUGUCAGUCCUAACCGUCCAGCAGUGCUUUACGAGAAGGUGACUGUAAGCGAGGGAGGAAGUCCCCUACUGAGAGACAUGCUGUUCAGUCCAGACCUACAGCAGAUCUACACGUUGACUGACAAACAGGUGGUGAGAGUUCCGGUGGAGAGCUGCGAGCAGUACACCACUUGUGGGGAGUGUUUGGGCUCCAGAGACCCUCAUUGUGGAUGGUGUGUCCUCCACAAUGUAUGCUCACGAAAGGAUCGCUGUGAACGAGCAGGAGAGGCCCAGAGGUUUGCAUCAGACCAAAGGCAGUGUGUGGAGCUCACUGUUCAGCCCAAAAACAUCUCUGUCACCAUGUCUGAAGUCCAGCUGGUCCUUCAGGCUCGUAACGUGCCUGACCUCUCAGCGGGGGUCAACUGCUCCUUCGAGGACUAUGUGGAGACGGAGGGACGGAUCCAGGGUGGACACAUUUUCUGCAUGUCUCCUUCCGUCCGGGACGUCAUCCCGAUCACGAGAAACAAAGGAGACAAGCGGGUGGUGAAGCUUUAUCUGAAAUCCAAGGAAACAGGCAAGAAGUUUGCCAGCGUGGACUUUGUGUUCUACAACUGCAGCGUCCAUCAGUCCUGCCUCUCUUGUGUAAACGGCUCCUUCCCAUGCCACUGGUGCAAGUACCGCCACAUGUGCACCCAGAAUGCCAAUGACUGCUCUUUCCAGAGGGGACGUGUCAACAUCUCUGAGGACUGUCCUCAGAUCCUCCCUUCCACCCAGAUCUACAUCCCUGUUGGAGUGACCAAGCCAAUCACCUUAGCUGCCAAGAACCUGCCCCAGCCGCAGUCAGGACAGAGGAACUAUGAGUGCGUCUUUCACAUCCAGGGAGAGACGCACAGUGUGCCUGCCCUGCGCUUCAACAGCACCUCCAUCCAGUGCCAGAAAACAGCGUACACCUACGAGGGCAAUGACAUCAGUGACCUGCCCGUGGACCUGUCUGUGGUUUGGAAUGGAAACUUUGUCAUUGACAAUCCUUACAACAUCAAAGCCCACCUGUAUAAAUGCUAUGCACUGAGGGACAGCUGUGGAAUGUGUCUGAAGGCAAACCCCAGGUUUGAGUGCGGCUGGUGCGUACAGGAGAAGAAGUGCUCCCUGAGGCAGGAGUGCACUCCUCCAGAGACCACAUGGAUGCACGCCACCACAGGAAACAGCCGCUGUGCACACCCAAAGAUCACCAAGUUACAUCCUGAGACAGGGCCCAGGCAGGGAGGAACCAUGCUGACCAUCAGUGGGGAGAACCUGGGUCUGCAGUUUAAAGACAUCCAGAACGGAGUCCGCAUCGGGAAGGUGGCCUGCAAUCCUCAGGAGGAGCAGUACAUCAGUGCUGAACAGAUUGUUUGUCGGCUGAAUGAUGCCACAGGUUACAGGGUGCAGGAGGCUCAGGUAGAAGUGUGUGUCAGGGACUGCAUUCACCCGGACUACAAAGCAGUCUCCACCAAAGCCUUCACCUUUGUGUCUCCAUACUUUACCCGCGUCUUGCCUUCCACGGGGCCUCUAUCUGGAGGAACCAGGAUUACCAUUGAAGGAAGUCAUCUCAAUGCAGGAAGUGCUGUAGCUGUGAAGAUAGGUCUUCACCCCUGUCGCUUUGAAAGGCGGGGCAACAAGGAGAUAGUGUGUGUGACCCCAGCAGGACAAGCCUCAGGGCACACUCCGGUCAUGGUGGACAUCAACGCUGCUGAGCUGAGGAACCCAGAGGUCAAGUUCAACUACACAGAUGAUCCAACCAUUCUGAAGAUCGAGCCUGACUGGAGUAUCGCCAGUGGAGGAACUAUGUUGACCAUCAUGGGAACCAAUCUGGCCACCAUCAAGGAGCCCAAAAUGAGAGCCAAGUAUGGAGCUGCCAAGUCAGAAAAUAACUGCACAGUUGUUAAUAACACAGUGAUGGUGUGUCUGGCGCCCUCCGUGGCUGGGUCUGACAAAAGCUUCUCGGAGGCAGGGACCAGUCCUGACGAGAUCGGCUUUGUCAUGGAUGACGUACGCUCUGUGCUGGUGGUAAACGAAACAUUCAGCUACCACCCGGACCCCGUGUUUGAACCUCUGAGCCCCUCGGGCAUGCUGGAGCUGAAGCCCAGCUCACCACUCAUACUCAAGGGGUCGUACCUAAUUCCUUCAGCUCCAGGAAACUCUAAGCUGAACUACACGGUGCUGAUCGGGGAGACGCCCUGUAUUCUCACCGUGUCUGACAGCCAGCUGCUGUGUGAAUGGCCCAAUCUGACCGGAGAGCACAAAGUCACAGUGCGUGUUGGAGGCUUUGAAUACUCACCGGGGACCUUGCAGAUCUACUCAGACAGCCUGCUCACUCUGCCUGCCAUCAUCGGUAUCGGGGGAGGUGGUGGCCUGCUUCUGCUUGUCAUCAUUGUGGUGUUGAUUGCUUAUAAGAGGAAGUCAAGGGACGCUGACCGCACCCUUAAACGGCUACAACUGCAGAUGGACAACCUUGAGUCAAGGGUGGCCCUUGAGUGCAAGGAAGCCUUUGCAGAGCUGCAGACAGACAUCCAUGAACUCACUCAGGAGCUGGAUGGAGCAGGAAUCCCCUUCCUGGAAUAUCGCACCUACGCCAUGAGGGUCCUCUUUCCUGGGAUAGAGGACCACCCUGUGCUCAAGGAGAUGGAGGUCCCUGCUAACGUGGAGAAGGCCCUGACACUGUUCGGACAGCUGCUGACCAAAAAGCACUUCCUGCUGACUUUCAUCCGCACCUUGGAGGCGCAGCGCUCCUUCUCAAUGCGCGACCGGGGCAACGUGGCUUCUCUCAUCAUGACGGCGCUGCAGGGGGAGAUGGAGUACGCCACGGGCGUCCUCAAACAGCUCCUGUCUGACCUCAUCGACAAAAACCUGGAGAGCAAGAAUCACCCCAAGCUCUUACUCAGGAGGACGGAGUCAGUCGCUGAGAAGAUGCUCACCAACUGGUUCACCUUCCUGCUUUACAAGUUCCUCAAGGAAUGUGCUGGUGAGCCUCUCUUCAUGCUGUAUUGUGCCAUGAAGCAGCAGAUGGAGAAGGGACCAAUAGACUCGAUCACAGGAGAGGCCCGCUACUCCCUCAGCGAGGACAAACUCAUCAGGCAGCAGAUCGACUACAAGACUUUGUCGCUGCACUGUGUGAACCCAGAGAACGAGAAUGCUCCAGAGGUGAUGGUGAAGAGCCUGAACUGUGACACGGUGACACAGGUGAAGGAGAAGCUCCUGGAUGCUGUGUACAAAGGCACACCUUACUCCCAGAGACCAAAGGCCUCCGACAUGGACCUAGAAUGGAGGCAGGGUAGGAUGGCUCGCAUCAUCCUGCAGGACGAGGACGUCACCACUAAGAUUGACAACGACUGGAAGAGAUUAAACACACUGGCUCACUACCAGGUGACAGACGGCUCUGUGAUUGCCCUGGUGCCUAAGCAAAAUUCAGCCUACAACAUCUCCAACUCCUCUACAUUUACCAAGUCUCUCAGCCGAUACGAGAGCAUGCUGAGGACAGCCAGCAGUCCAGACAGUCUGCGCUCCCGAACACCUAUGAUCACCCCUGACCUCGAGAGCGGAACCAAACUCUGGCACCUGGUCAAGAAUCACGACCACUCAGACCAGAGGGAAGGAGACAGAGGGAGCAAGAUGGUGUCUGAGAUCUACCUGACCAGACUGCUGGCCACUAAGGGUACGCUCCAGAAGUUUGUGGAUGACCUGUUUGAGACCAUCUUCAGCACAGCGCACAGAGGAAGCGCCCUGCCUCUUGCCAUCAAGUACAUGUUUGACUUCUUGGAUGAGCAGGCUGACAAACACUCCAUAUCAGACUCUGAUGUACGGCACACAUGGAAGAGCAACUGCCUUCCUCUGCGGUUCUGGGUGAACGUGAUCAAGAACCCACAGUUUGUCUUCGACAUCCAUAAGAACAGCAUCACAGACGCCUGCUUGUCCGUGGUGGCUCAAACAUUCAUGGACUCUUGUUCGACAUCAGAGCAUAAGCUAGGGAAAGACUCGCCUUCCAACAAACUGCUCUAUGCUAAAGACAUCCCCAACUAUAAGAACUGGGUAGAAAGGUACUACUCCGACAUCUCCAGGAUGCCAGCCAUCAGUGACCAGGACAUGAGUGCCUACCUGGCGGAGCAGUCACGCCUACAUGCAAACCAGUUCAACAGCAUGUCGGCCCUUCAUGAGAUCUACUCCUACAUCGUCAAGUACAAGGAUGAGAUCUUGUCGGCAUUGGAGCGAGACGAGCAGGCGAGGAGACAGAGACUGAGGAGCAAGCUGGAGCAGGUCAUUGACACAAUGGCCCUUACCAGCUGAGGACCAUCCAGCACCUCCAUCUCCUCUUCUUCUUCACUCCUCCUCUCCAUCUGUCUCUCCCUCUCCGCUCCUCUCACCCGGACAACAAACAAAACUCCAACCCCCCAACAAUAUGACAGACGAACUGCAAAAAGACUGAAGCAGUAAACUGUAAAAAAGGGGUGGGGGGGUUCAGCAGAGAUGGGCGGGCCUGUGUACGCUUACAUGUGUAUGUGUGUGUUUGUGUGCAGCCCCGUUCAGUGUGUGGGCUGGUGUCUGUGAGAGACUGGGACACCGGACUUGUUCACACUUGGACACGAGGAGAAACAUGGACUGACAGCAUUAGAUUAUUGUGGAUGUUGGUGUUUGUUGUUUGCUUGAUUUUGAUUUUAGGAGUUUUGUUUUGAUGACGUGAUGGUCGUCAAAGAAACAAAGGAAGACUGGACUGGAACUCCAUAUAUGGCAUCAUGAGCAGGAUGGACCAAUCUCAGAUGAGCCAAUGGAGAGAGGCCCUCUAGGUCAUGUGACUCCAACAAGUGUCACAGUUUUAAAGGAUGUUAGAUUUUGUUUUUAUGUUGUUGUUUUCUUUUUUGUAUAAAUGUAAUCAACUGCCCACUCUCUGAUCUCUCGCCACUUGUAUUACUGCUGAAUUUGCACAAUUUACAGAAACGUUACAAAGGAAGACGAUAUAGAUAUUAUAUAAAUACAGCUACGUUUUUAAAGAAAGAUUAGAGAGAAAACAUUUUUCUUUUCCUUCUAUUUCAGUUUGAACCAACAAACACAAUAAAAAAGACAACAAUAAGACAUGAUUUGAUAUUUCAAGUACAAAAAAAAAAAUAACGUAGACAAAAAAAACAACGAAAAAGAAACAAAAAAGUCGUACUGUGCCAUGUUUUCUUUGAAUGUUGUUUAGUGCAAAGACAUUUUGUUAGAUGGAAUGUGCUACCGUAUGAUUUUGAAUAUGAACAUGCCUAGUGACUGAAAAGAAAUGUUUGACCCAUCAUAAGAUCCUUUCUGAAAAAAAGUGUGAAGUGAGAUGACAGAAAGUCGCCCCUCUUCUCCAGUUAGCACAGUUCAUGGUGUCACGGUGUUGACAUGAAGUUGCUGUUGUUUUUAAUUCAAUCAGUGCAAUCUUUUGGUUUCAGAAAACCAAAUAUAUACAUACAGGAUUGUUGCUUUAUCAUGACUACGUUAGUAUCCUGCACCACGGCUGGUUCAAGGAGUGACGGUUCAGUGAAUCAUGGUUUAGUGACUGAAUAAUGAAGUAGCUACAUUGCACUACCUGAAAUAUUCCCAUAAGCCCUGACACCACGCAGCCAUCAUAUCUAUCUGUUGGGGUCCUGAGUUUUUGUUAUCAUCCCUUGAAGGGUCAUUAAUUUUCUGACACAGUCCUGUUAGAGAGUGUUGGCGCUCUCAGAAGCUGUUUACAGGAGCGACUCUGAGGUCAGAGGGAGCUUAGCCGAGAAACAAAGUGGGAAAAGCUGUUUUUAGCCUAAAGCCACUUCUGUCUUUCAUUCAUUUUCAAAAUGUUAAUACCCAAAUCCAAGGGCAAGGAAAAUCUAUAGAGCAUUCCUCUCCACCUUUAACCUAUCUAUUUGAGACAGAGGUUUUAGCUUUUUAUCUGUGGGGGGUAUAGAAAGAUAUGGAGGUGAGACACCUCUGUUCAUUAGGCUGAGUAAUCCUCCCCUUAGCCUGCAGCUCUUGUUUCAAACUAGCCUAUUGCCAUGUGUGGCUUAAGCUUUUUUUUAUUACUGCUCUGUUAAGAGGAUUUCUUUGUUUCUUUUUGUAAGUCUUGAAGUCAGGGUUUUUGACUUAGUGGUGAAAAAUGUUUUCAGAUUUUUUUUUUCUGCUUGCCGAAAACCAAACUGUGGUCUGUACAAUGUUUUUGUUAAUGUUUUCAUUUGUAAAUUGUAUACUUUUCAUGAUAAACAGAAGCUGUUUGCCAUUUUUUUGUUAUCAGGUUGUUUUUUGUUUUCAGUUUUGUUUCAUGUCUUUAUUUUCAACAUGUAAAUUGUACAUUUGACGGUACACAGAAGAUGAAAUUCUCUUUAGUUUGCCUGAAGUUGAAUUACUUGACCGAACUCAAGGUUUUAUUUUCCUGAUCUCAAGGAUCAAAAUGAAAUUGUUGCAUCAGAUGAGCGUUGGUGUCUUUGUGAUGGAAAUGUGACUUGCUGCUUUAACUCUUGUACUUUGAUUUUCUAUCAAACAUUAGGGCUGUCAUUUUAUGCUGAUCAUAAACGCUGUCGCUUUCCAUUUCUACGCCAGGUUCUUUUAAGAAUCAAAACAAUCCUCUCCCAUCCAAGAAAAGUGAACACACUCCCCAAAUUAAUAUCAGUACACCUUUUUGUUUACAUGUCUGAGAUGUGACAUUGCUCUGCACAGCUGCAUACAUCUGAGCCGAGUUCAGCCAGCUAACUGUUUAGACCUCAUAUUUCAUUCUGUAUCAAAACCAGUCUUUAGGGACCACUCUGCCAACGUUAGAAUAAAAUGUCUCCUGUUGGCUUACUGAGCUGGUAAUACACUGAAUAAUCUCUGUUAAAUAAUGUAACUUUAAGAGAGAACUGCAAAAUAUUCUACUUCACAAGCAUUUCAAACACAUUUGAAUGAUCAGUAAACUACAACAGGACAUAUCCACUGGCUCCAUGCUAAAGCACACUCACAGACACCAAACAAGGCUGCAGUGCCCCUCUGGUGAUCUGUCAGGCUUUUUAAAGACACUUCAAACAUUCUCAGUCUUUCCUCAGGUUCAUGCUCCAUUUGUGUCAUAUUCUGGUUGUAAUUUGGUUGAUUUAAAUGGCUGCUGGGGGGAGCUGGAUGUUUAUCGUUUGCAUGGAUACUUUCUGUCUAGAUCGACCUGGUUUUGCAAGUCUGGGCCCAUUUUUAGAGAAUAUUCCCAACCAUCAUAAUCUGCCUUCCAUUUUGCUGUGAGAAGUGACUUGUGUUCAUUGGUUAUUUUACAGCAUGUACGUUUUCGGAGGAGUUUUUGGUGUCAUCAGGAAGAGGAAUCAACUUCUGAGCUAGAACAUGUCUCCAGAACAACAUGCUGGUUUUUUUUAUAUUGAAUCAGAACAAAUUAACAAGUGAAGUUUACUGGGAUCAGUGUGAGCAGACAGCACAGUCAUAUAUCUCAUGUUUAAUUCUGAGCCGACUAAAUGUGCUUUGUCGCACUUUUCAAACAACCUUAGUAGCUAAAAUGAACCCUGAGUCCUGGCAUCAUCCUGUUUUCAGUUUUUUGCUGUUUUUCUGCUUCCUUCUGAUUCUGGAUUAUUCAGUAGUUGCCCUCUUUUUUAUUUUCUUUUGUAAAUUGAAGUUACAUAGAAUCCAAGGAAAAAACUAAGCAAAUGAAUUUGGGACAGAGUUGGCAAAGGAAUUUAUACUACAAUAACUCAGACACAUGCAGAGUUUCAGACUUGAAGCGACUGUCACAAGUUUGCAGGUUAACAUUCAUUGUGUAAAUAUUCUGUUAUUUCCUAUUUUGCAGAUUUACUACUUGUAAAUAAACACACAUCAAGGAGAGAUUAAACAUUUUUUGCUAAAUAAAA